CGGCGCGGGCGCGAGGCGGGAGGUGGCCCCGCUCGGUCGCGGAGAUGCUGGGGGCUCGGGGCGGCUGGCGGGGCCUCCGCCGCUGCGCCUCCCUGCCUCGGCUGCGGGUCCGUGAGGCGCUGGCGGCCCGGGAGCCGCACGGCGAGGUUCAGGUGCAGGGCUGGGUCCGCUCUGUCCGAUCCCAGAAAGAAGUUUUGUUCCUUCAUAUAAACGAUGGAAGUUCUCUGGAAAACCUCCAAGUGGUUGCUGAUCCCAGCCUGGAAAACAGAGACUUGACUUUUGGAAGUGCAGUGGAAGUGCAAGGCAUGCUGGUCAAAAGUCCUCACGUGAUGCAAAACAUGGAGUUGAAAGCUGGAACCAUCCAUGUGGUGGGACCCUGUGAUCCUUGGUCAUUUCCCCUGAAAAUGAAGAAGAGGCACCCACUGGAGUAUGUCCGACAGUUCCCUCACCUGCGAUGCAGAAGCAACACGCUUGGCUCCCUCUUGAGGAUCCGCAGUGAAGCCACUGCAGCCAUCCACUCAUUCUUCCAGGAUAAUGGCUAUGUGCAUAUUCAUACCCCCAUAAUUACAUCAAAUGACUGUGAAGGUGCUGGGGAGCUCUUUCAGAUUGAAACAUCAAACGGGGCAAAGGAAUCUGCAGAAAAGGCCCAUUUCUUCAAUGUGCCUGCCUUCUUGACAGUUUCUGGCCAGCUCCAUUUGGAAGUGAUGGCAGGGGCUUUUACCCACGUGUUCACCUUUGGCCCAACAUUUCGAGCAGAAAACUCACAGAGUCGACGGCACCUGGCAGAGUUCUAUAUGGUGGAGGCUGAGCUGUCCUUCACUGAAAGCCUCCAAGACAUCAUGCAGGUUAUGGAAGAGCUUAUCAAGACAGCGACAAGCACUGUGCUCUCCAAAUGUCCCCGUGAUGUUGCGCUUUUUCAUAAAUACAUAGCUCCUGCCCAGAAGGACAGGUUGGAACAAAUGCUGAAAAACAGAUUUGUGACAAUCUCCUACAGUGAAGCAGUGGAAAUUUUGAAGCAAGCUUCUCAAACUUUCACUUUCAAGCCAGAGUGGGGUUGUGACCUCCAAACAGAACAUGAAAAAUACCUGGUGAAGCACUGUGGUGAGGUUCCUGUGUUUGUGAUUAACUACCCAUACGACCUCAAACCUUUCUACAUGCGGGACAAUGAAGAUGGACCUCAACACACAGUUGCAGCUGUUGAUCUGCUUGUACCAGGAGUAGGGGAGUUGUGUGGAGGCAGCUUGAGAGAGGAGCGACUGUCCUUCCUCGAAUCACGCUUACAAAGAUUAGGACUCACAGAUGCCUACCAGUGGUAUCUAGACCUCCGAAAAUUCGGCUCAGUUCCUCAUGGAGGCUUUGGAAUGGGGUUUGAACGCUACCUGCAGUACAUCUUGGGAGUUGACAAUAUCAAAGACGUUAUUCCUUUCCCUAGGUUUUCUCACUCCUGUCUCCUGUAGCUCAGCAGUUGACCCGUGCGGAGAAAACUGCUGGUGUGACUAUAUGUAUAUAACAUACCAAGAUGAUAUGACUACGUAUGAUUUAAUGGGAAAACAAAAAAUUUUUAUAUCAAUGAAACUCUUGGUUAAUUUAAUACUGAUUUAUUGAAAAUAAUGUAUGUUCUGUCGUGAUUAUGGAAGCACACUGGCAGUUAAUUUGAUAGCUGUUCAUGUGGUCAGUGCAUUUCAGGAGUAUUAAUAAAUCUCACUUAACUAAAGGGUUAAGAUUCUCCUGAGAGUGGUAAAAGCCAUGGAAGUACUGAAUAAGCGUUGUUGGGAGGUAGUGGGGGUUUUAUGUGAAAUAUUAAUAAGGAGGCGUGACCUAAAAUGGACUGGGAGCCAGGACUGCUGUAAGGCUUUAAUAGGCUUUAAUUAAAUGCCUGAAAACUGCUUUGAAGACCGAGUGUUAUAAAAUUGCGAAGUAUUGUCAUGUCUGUGAUGAAGUCGCUCCUACUAAACAGCUACUAUAAAGCAUGAUUCUCCCCACCCAUAGUUAAAAGCGAGUAUUGUUUACCUCAGAAAAUUCAGCCAAACCUAGCAAGGAAGAAUGUCUUACUGGAACUCUUGGAGUGAAUUAGGUAAAUGAUGUUUGAUUUUGUGAAUCAUCAAUAAAGAUGUAUACUGGCUUGUUUUGUAACUCUGUAUGG
Molecule: messenger RNA, 2143 nt
Organism: Cuculus canorus (common cuckoo)
Lineage: Eukaryota; Metazoa; Chordata; Aves; Cuculiformes; Cuculidae
Gene: NARS2
Product: asparaginyl-tRNA synthetase 2, mitochondrial
Exons: 14
Coding region: 45-1457 (470 amino acids)
Biological process (GO): asparaginyl-tRNA aminoacylation
Cellular component (GO): mitochondrion
Molecular function (GO): nucleic acid binding; ATP binding; asparagine-tRNA ligase activity
Source: RefSeq, a predicted model, not a curated record